Messenger RNA from Histoplasma capsulatum G186AR, 4245 nucleotides. RefSeq names its product mRNA-binding translational repressor SSD1. NCBI's taxonomy places the organism in Eukaryota, Fungi, Ascomycota, Eurotiomycetes, Onygenales, Ajellomycetaceae. The record is from RefSeq and is a predicted model, not a curated record. The transcript is spliced from 5 exons. The coding region runs from base 1 to 4245 and encodes 1414 amino acids. Gene Ontology annotation, biological process: mRNA catabolic process. Gene Ontology annotation, molecular function: 3'-5'-RNA exonuclease activity; RNA binding. Gene Ontology annotation, cellular component: exosome (RNase complex); P-body.
AUGGAUCAACAAGGCCAAUCCAUCCCCGGCCCUGCCGGUAGGCGCUUGCAUAUUGCCCAUCGGAGAAGCCCCUCGGAGCUUACUCCGCUUAUGAUGGAACAAUUGGCUUUACAACAACAGAUCGAACUGCUCCAACAGCAGCAACAGCAAAUCGCUGCCACGCAUCAGCAAUACGUCAACAUGGGGCUUUUGCAACCGCAACAGCCUCUCCAACAUGUAGCUGCCUACUCCCCCACCAUGCAAGCUCAAGCUAUCCCUAGCGUUACUCAUAAUAAUUUUCAGUUUCCCCAAUCUCAACAACAGCAGCCGCAGCAUGUGAGCGUACCCCUGAACCCCCAAGGUCAGCCCUCCCACCGACGUAACCAGUCUGCACUGCCAAAUGUUGGCAUGGGCCCUCCGCCUGCGCCUUCUUCAGGUGCAGCCGGUUCUUCCUACGAUUAUAACCAGGGUCAGGGUCAGGGUCAGGGUCAGGGCCAUGGUUCUUCUAAUCAUAAUCGUGAGAAUGGUCAGCAAUCCCGUGGUCGCGGGGCCGCUCCUCCAGGAGGUGGUCAUCAGCGUCGCCAUUCACUGGCUCUUCCUGAAGCGAGAAAAGCUGCCGAACUUGCGCAGCAAAAAAGAACGACUUCUGGAUUCCAGUUCCCGAUUCCAGGUGCUUCAGGUGCUUCGAGCACAUCGAAUCAAGGUGAAGGUUCUCCCACUGAAAAGCCUCCCCCACCUGCCUCUUCUUCCCCCCAGCCUCCCCAGGGACUAGGCGUUCAACGAGCUGGAAAUAUUAGAUCUGGAACCCAUACACGGAGUCAGUCCUUGGCUGUAGGCAGCGGUCGCAGUGGUGGAACGUCGGGUGGCAGAGGUGCUGGCGGGUUCCAGUUUCCGCAAUCAAGCGAGGGAUCACCAGCGCCGGAUUCUUCUUCUCGACGCCAAAGUCAACCAUCUCAUGGUCGAUCAGGCUCAAGAAACUUCGAAAGCAACUGGAGGCAGCAGAAUAACAACCAGGGUCAAGGGCAGGACCAGCAACGAACUGCUAUGGGAAGCUUUGGCCAACAACAAGGUGGAGCAAAUUUCCAACCAGGCCAUCGCACACGUGGAUCAGUGAAUCAAUCGGUCGGAUCCCUUGGUUCCUUCCAAUAUACAGGUCAACCCCAACUCAUCCAGCUUCCCCAAGGUCAAGUUGUGAUGGCACCUCCGCAAAUGUUUGCCGGUCAGCAUCUAAAUCCUAUUCAAAUUGCCCAGCUUCAAGCGAUGCAAGCAAGCGGUCAGCUGAAUAUCCAAAAUCUAGGUCUGCAAUCCGCUCCUCAGCAUGUUGCCACGCAGCUGUCUGCGCAGCAACAACAACAGCAGCAGCAGCAGCAACAGCAGCAACAGCGUAAAACACUUUUUACCCCUUACCUUCCCCAGGCAUCAUUGCCUGCUCUACUGAACGACGGUCAACUGGUUGCCGGUAUUUUGAGGGUCAACAAGAAAAAUAGAUCCGACGCUUACGUCACUACGCCUGAUCUCGAUGCUGAUAUUUUCAUCUGCGGAAGCAAGGAUAGAAACCGUGCCCUCGAAGGUGAUCUUGUUGCUGUUGAACUACUGGACGUUGAUGAAGUAUGGAGUCAGAAACGAGAAAAGGAGGAAAAGAAAAAACGCAAGGAUAUCACCGACACCAGAAGUGGUAGCACUGCUGGGAUGGACAAGAACGCUCGACCGGACUCUAUUACAAAUGGCGAUCCUGGACAAAUCGCUCCCGACGGAAGCAUUCGACGAAGAGGCAGUCUCCGCCAACGCCCCACCCAGAAGAAAAAUGAUGACGUGGAAGUUGAAGGCCAGAGCCUUCUUCUCGUCGAGGAAGAUGAAAUCAGCGAUGAACAGAAACCACUCUACGCUGGCCACGUUGUUGCUGUGAUCGAACGUGUGGCCGGUCAGAUGUUUGCUGGUUCACUUGGCCUUCUUCGGCCCUCCAGCCAGGCGACCAAGGAGAAACAGGAAGCAGAGCGACAAGCUAGGGACGGCGGUCAUUCUCGCCACCACCAUGACCGUCAACAGGAUAAGCCAAAGAUUGUUUGGUUCAAGCCUACUGACAAACGUGUUCCCUUGAUUGCAAUCCCCACCGAACAAGCUCCCCGAGACUUUGUUGAGAAGCACGCUGAAUACGCUAACAACAUAUUUGUUGCGUGCAUUAAGCGAUGGCCCAUCACGUCACUUCAUCCAUUUGGAACACUCGUUGAACAACUUGGCGCUAUGGGCAACUUGAAGGUUGAGACAGACGCCCUGCUCAGAGACAAUAACUUUGCCUCUGAUGAAUUCUCUGAUGCUGUCUUGAAGAAUGUCGGCUUCGAAAAAUGGUCCGUAAAGGACGAAGGCGAAGCCUUGUUGGAGAACCGACGGGACUUCCGUGAUGAGACUACUUUCACUAUCGAUCCCAACGGCUACAAGGAAUUGGAUGACGCUAUCCAUGUCAAAUCGCUUCCUGAUGGGAAAGUGGAAGUUGGCAUCCAUGUGGCAGACGUCGCUCAUUUUAUCAAGAGUAACUCGCUUGUUGAUAGAGAGGCUAAGAAGCGUGGUACUGGCGUCUAUCUUAUGAACCGUGUUGUUAACAUGAUCCCGCCCCGCUUGGCGACUGAAAUAUGUUCGCUUUUGCCUGGUGAAGAAAGAUUGACCGUCAGCGUCAUCUUCCAAGUGAAUUCCGCUACCGGCUCUGUGGAAGGAGAACCGUGGAUUGGAAAAGGUGUAAUCAAAAGUUCGGGAAAACUCACCUACGAUGAAGUGGAUGCCAUCCUGAACGGAAAUUCCGACGUUGAACUUCACGGGGCUACCGCAAAUGAUAUCAAAACUUUGAGUGAUAUUGCCAGUAAGUUUAAGAAGGCGAGAUUUGGCAAUCGGUCCUCCAAUAUACCAUCUCUGCGACUCCUCUACCAGCUCGACGAUGAGAACGUCCCUGUCGAACAGAACAUUUUCAACUCCACGCCGGCGCACGAACUCAUUGAGGAAUUAAGCCACAAAGCAAAUUCCUUUGUCGCAAAGAAACUUUUAUCUGCUAUUCCAGAUAAAGCAUUCCUUCGCCGCCAGGCACCACCAAAUGUCCGUCGGCUACAGACUUUCGUUGAUCGGAUGACGAGACUAGGAUACGAUAUCGAUCCUACUAGUAGUGGCACACUGCAGACUAGCCUGUUCAAAAUAGAAGAUGUUGAUAUUCGCAAGGGGAUGGAAACCUUGCUUCUGAAAGCUAUGCAGCGUGCGAAGUAUUAUGUUGCAGGAAAUAUGACGGAGGAUCAGCGACAGCACUAUGUUCUUAAUUUACCUGUAUACACUCACUUCACCAACCCCUCAAGACGCUAUGCGGAUAUUAUCGUCCAUCGACAACUGGAAGCAGUACUUUCCAAUUCCGAAUGUACCGAUGACGUCGAAAACCUCACUAAAACCGCUGAACAAUGCAACAACAAGAAGGAUUCUGCCCAGACUGCUCAGGAGCAGAGUGUCCACAUUGAGUCAUGUCGCAUUAUGGACAAGAAGCGAAGCGAGAUCGGAGGUGACCUUAUCAGCGAGGGCAUUGUCCUCUGCGUUUACGAAUCUGCUUUCGAUGUCCUUAUCCCAGAAUAUGGCUUCGAGAAACGUGUCCAUUGUGAUCAGUUGCCAUUAAAGAAAGCAGAGUUCCGUAAAGAGGAGCGUGUUCUCGAGUUAUAUUGGGAGAAAGGCGUCCCGUCAUCUGCUUAUAUUCCAGAGGAUGAACGCCCCAAGGCUGCGCAAAGUACACGUGCUGCCAACGCUGCCGCUGCCGCUCGUGAAGCAGAAGCCGCAAGGGAGCGAGCUCGCGAGCGAGAAGAAGCUCAACGGAAACAAACAGACACCGGCACUAUUUCAACAGACGACGUUGACGCUCUUUUUGACGACGACGAGGAGGACGACGAAGAUGAGGACGACGAUAUCUCUGAGGCUACAGAGAUGGCUGCGGGCGUCUCCCUUAACUCUCCGGUAGAUCGAUCGACUCAAAGCAUGCCGCCAUCUCCUACGAGGAAUGGCCACUUGCAGCAAACCCCCCACCGCACUCGUUCUGACCCAAAGAUCGCAAGUAGUACUGUUGAAGCUCCUGAAGCCAAAUUGACGAAUAAGGAAAAGUAUCUCAAGCUUUUCAGACUGCGGGAGGAGGACGGUGAAUAUAUUCAGGACGUCACUGAGAUGACUCGUGUGCCAAUUAUAUUGAAAACAGAUCUGUCCAAGAGCCCACCAUGUCUCACUAUUCGCUCCGUCAACCCAUACGCUCUUUAG